GGGUCAGGUGCGUAUGUAUCCGCUGGGCGCGCGCCGCUGGGCCGUCCGUGGUUGUCCGUGGUGGUGCGGUGAUCCGACCGAGUCGUGUCGUGUGUGCGCCAGAUCCAUCGAUUUAACGGGAACACAAAAUAAGAUGCAACGUCGUCCCGCCGUACGUCGCGCGUCCGGCCGUGACGAAGAGCUGACGGCACCGUGCGCGAUCGCGAGCAGGAUCGCCGGACGUUAAAGACCGUUAUGGGAAGAUGGUGAGGCAGCUCGGUCACCACGGCCACUGGGAGCAUGGGUUCGCAAACGCUGGAGAUCCUGAGGCAGGGCGUCUGGGCGAGCCUGACGGGCGGCUGGUUUUACGAUCCGCAUCUCGACGUCUUCUCCAACACAUUCCACCUCUACGUCUGGCUGUUUCUGCUUUGCCUGCCGUUCACGAUCUACCUGUAUUUUCCUCCUACACUAUACGUCUGGCUGGCGUACUGCUCGUCGUUCGUCGCCGUUUUUGGGACGAUAAAGUGCAUGAAUCAUGCUCUGCACUGCGUUUACGACACCACGGAAUGUUUGGAGGAGCCCAACCAGACCAUCGGGCAGCAAAAGUCGGAGGACGAGAGGAAAUGGCCGGGCCAUAACAAAUCUAGGGAGCAGUCGCAGGAUCAGACCGGCCACGGCAUAGAGCUGCAAGUUUUGAACGGUAAAACGGACACCCCACCUGUAGAAUGUUCAUCGCGUAACUCGUUCAUCGAACCAAAUAUACAGAAUUCCGACGCAGAUAGUAUAACGUCCGAGUAUACCCGGGAUAAAGCUAGCUCGACCAUAGAUUUAAAGGUAGAGAUACACAGGAAGAACAGUUCGGAGAGCUCGGAGGAGGCGCAGCAGCUCAGUAAGCCGAUGAUAACCAGCAUUAACGUGCACGAGGCUGAACUAGUUUCCGCGCAGUAUCACGAGCCACGUUCCAAGAACAUUAUAAAUGAAUGGAAAUUGAAGCGGCAAAAGUGCGUGGUGAUAGCGGAGGAGGACCGGCCGGGUUCGCGUAAAUUGUGCCGGCACUUGUCCGAGGAGUCCAGAAAUCGACACUCGAAGCAGAGCGGCCUCGGUAAGACGGGAUCGGAGAGCCAGAUCAAGCAGACGAGCUCGUUGGAAUUGACGAAUCAUCGGCACAUCGGCGACGAUUAUCCGUACUGGAUGUACAAUCGGAGCGUCCGCAGGCUCAACUCCAAUUCCAUACCGAAGGCCCGCCUGACGAACGACCAUCCGCAGAGCUUGGAGAUCAUAUCGAAGAAGGGUGACGCGGACAACAACAAGAUCUCGUCUCAUCCGCAGUCGUUAGAGGUUAUCACCAAGAAACCGCACCAACAACUGGUACACCCCCAAAGUCUCGAGACAAUUGGUGCCACCAGUAAAAAUAUAAGUAGCACCGACGACAAUAACCUGCCUCUUCAUCCCCAGAGUCUCGAGACAAUUAACACAAAAAAGGUCUUACCGCAAAACACACUGAAGAGAAACCAACUACAGCUCUUACCGUAUCUUAGUUUCGGAUCCGAGAUAGUUUACCCGAUAGCCGAGCAGAGCGACGAGCAGUUUGCCAACGAGAGUUCGGAAGAGUUCAGUCUGUGCGACUCCUACAGUCCGUUGCUGACGCGGAAAAACAUGAGUGACUCGGGCGCCACGUCUAAUCGAGACAGAAGUCUCAGCGCUGGCAGGUUUGAAGAUAGAUUUUCGAGGUUUAACGAUGACAAUGGAAUAGAUAGCAACUCGGCGAAUUCUCGAGACGCCUUAUUAGAAGAGUCCAAGUCCAGAGGGGUGAAAAGGAGAUACAGCAAUGCCAAUCAGAGCGGCCACGAGUUUUCGGAUGGCGAGAAGUGCAAGGAGAAACGACGGGACAAAUCCAAAAAUAUGGAAGAUCCGCUUAACACGGGGAGCAUAGUCGGAAUAGACUGGUUGUUCGAGAGCGGGGAUUGCUCGGUGGAGCCGUGGACGAGUAAGAUAUAUUGGACUUUCACUCGCUCUGAUGAUACGGAUACGUCAGAGAGCCUACAGACGGCUAGUACAGAUUAUCUUCAGUCUAAGGAGCCCGACUCGGGAUCGUCCAGUACAACGACCCUCAGCAUCGAGAACGAGGUGAAGCGGAAUUUGUUGCCGCAACUGGAGGUGGACAACACCGUCAAGCGUCACCAGGGGGCGAUCCCCAAGCAGAGCCGUCCAAAGCCCACUGCGCCGGACGCCACGGACGACAGUAUCGUGUCGAGCGUCGAGCAGCCGCGGGAAAAUCUUAAGCGUUACAUCGAAGUCCGACGGGAGAGGACCAGGAGGCGAGACGCCAAGUUCGAGCAGACUGGCGGCUCGAACAACGAGCUGAGCACGUUGCUGCCGAGCCCGGCGUCUCCGCUGCUGGCUGCGUUGCUGAACAAUUCCGGUCGGGAUCUGCCCGGUCAGUCGAGCGCCGCGUCGUCCGACCUGCGACUCAGCCGCAACACCGAGAAGCGGAACUUCCGGACCCGAUACGGACGGCUGAAGCGGCCCAACCGAGCUCACCGCGCCAGGUCGCGCAAUAUCGCCAGUCGCGACGACUACGUCGUGCCACUGACCGCGCUGUUCGGUUUGAUCUCGAGUGGCGAGUGCCACCUGGCCACCAAUCAGAACGACACCUCGGAGGGAGCGGUGCAUUACUUCCGUGACGACAACGGCCACUGGCUGGCUUACACGUUUGACGAGAAAGGCCUGGACGUAGCUGCCGCCGCCGCCGCUGCCGCUGCCGCGGCGACGGCGACGCAGGUACCCAGCAAUCCGCACAACGAGAAGCUGCUCAACACCCUGCUGCGCCAGCAGCUCAACCAGAAUAUGCACUACGAGGCGAAUUGGGAGCUCGCGGAUUCGCUGAGCAACAGUUACAGCAGCUUGUCGCUCAACUCCGCCGGGCUGACGGUGAUAAUCGACACGCCGCCGGUGCUGUCGAGCCCGGCGAGCAAUCAGACCAAGACGCAGAGCUCGCCGCCGUCGAACCUGGUCUCGUCGAACACAGGCAGCUCGAAUCAGUGCACCCUCGGCGAGAAUUCGGAGCGCGAGCAAUUCCAUCACACGCUGAUCGCGCGCUCGGACUCGAUGGCCGACAGAAACCGCAGGCUGCAGAAUCUGCUGGGCAAUCUGAACCUGAAUCAGUACCAGUCUGAUCUCAACGGCCGCAUGCCGGUGCUGACGUUGCCCGCGCAUCAGGAACCCGACAUAAACACCAGCCUGUCGUGGAACCGCUUUGUCGACGGCCUGGACGGCUCCGAUUCCAAGCCCAAGCAGACCAGGCACUAUUACAAGUGGAAGAUCGGCCGACUGCCGCAUGUUAAAAUACGCUUCGACCGUCUCGCCCUGCUGGCCUUGCUCGAUCGCAACCUGACCGUGUUCGAGACCAUCGUUUCUACGUUUCUGGCGGGCGCGGUUGCCGGGCUGGGUCUCCUGUUGCUCCAGCAAGGCUUCUACCGGGACAUCUUCGCGUUCAUAUUCUGCUUCGUGACGGCCGGCUGCCAGUACUCGCUGCUCAAAUCGGUUCAGCCCGACGCCGCGUCGCCCACGCACGGCUUCAAUCGUAUCAUAGUGUUCUCCAGGCCCGCGUACUACAUCCUGUGCUCGAGCCUGAUUCUGAUCUUCAACGAGAUCCUCAGGAACUUCAAAUCGUCGGACUUUCGGGUAUAUGGGUUGCGCGUCGCGGACUACGAUCUCAUACUGCAAGUGCGAAACGUCCUAUUGAUAUUCCUGCUGUGCUUUCCGAUCGUGUUCUCGCUGGGACUCUUCCCGCAGAUCAACACAUUCCUCAUGUACGUCUGCGAGCACCUGGACAUUCAUCUGUUCGGCGGCAACGCGACCACCAGUCUAGUGUCGUCGGUGUAUUGCCUGUGUCGCAGCGUCGUUGCGGUUCUCAUCCUCUACGGAUUCGCCUACGGCGCCCUUCUCGAGCCCAAGUCCUCGCAGCACAUCCUGUUCUCCAUAUUCGUUGGUCUCCUCGUCGCAAUAUCCUACCACUUGAGCCGCUCGUCUUCGGACCCCAGCGUGAUAUGGGACAUCGUCAAGGCGAAUCUGUGGCCGCCCGAGAUCGGGGCCGACAGAUACACGGAGGAAAAGGAGGCGAAGAUCAUCGAGAACACGCUGUCGUCGCAGCCGGACAACGUGGCCGCGAGCUACAAGGAGACAAAGAGCAAAACCUGCGGUAGGAAGAAAGACGUGAAAAUCAAGGUGGGCGAGCAGAUGUCGGAUACCGAGCUGGUGGAUCCCCUGCCGGAGAAGCUACGCUCGACGGUGAAUGCCAGGCUGAAGAACGACCUGAUCGUGUGCGCGGUGAUUGGCACGCUGUCCUUCGGGAUUCACCGCACGACGGUAUUCACCGCCCUGCAGCCGGAGCUCAACCCGGUACUCUGGAGCAUCGUGAGCUGCCUGGGCUUCCUUCUGCACUACAUCGUGCCGCAGCUGCGCAAGCAGCUGCCGUGGCUGUGCCUCUCGAGGCCGGUGCUGCGCAGCCACGAGCACGCGCAGUUCGAGGUGCGCGAGCCGGUGAGGAUCAUGUGGUUCGAGAAGGCCUACGUGUACCUGUGCUUCCUCGAGCGGAACGUGCUCUACCCGGUCGUCUUCCUGGGCGCGCUCACCGAGUGCUCGUCCAAGAUCGCCGGCAAGUUCGGCGAGAGCGUAGGCGCCCUCAUCGUCGUCGUGUGCGGCCUCAAGUCGCUCAGGUCGGCGUACUCGGACCCGUCCACCCGCUACCUCGUCCUCGUCUUCGCGGUGCUCUUCUUCCAGCUCGACUUCGGCGACCUGAGCGAGACCUUCCUGAUGGACUACUUCGUCACGGGGAUCGCGUUUGCCAAGAUCUACGAGCUGCUGCUCAAGGUUCGCUUCGUCGUCACGUACAUCGCGCCCUGGCAGAUCACCUGGGGCAGCGCGUUCCACGCGUUCGCCCAGCCCUUUUCCGUACCGCACUCGGCGAUGCUGUUCCUCCAGGCCGGCAUCUCCGCGAUGCUCAGCACGCCCCUGAACCCGCUGCUCGGCAGCGCGAUCUUCAUCUCGUCCUACGUGCGGCCCGUUAAGUUCUGGGAGAGGGACUACAAGACCAGAAGGGUGGACCACUCCAACACGCGUAUGUCCUCGCAUCUGGAGCGCAAUCUCGGCGCCGACGAUAACAAUCUCAACUCUAUAUUCUACGAGCAGCUCACGCGCUCCCUUCAGCACAGCCUGUGCGGUGACCUCGCGCUCGGCCGAUGGGGAAACGUCGAGCAGGGCGACUGCUUUCUGCUCGCGUCCGAUUACCUCAACUGCCUGGUGCACAUAGUCCAAUUAGGUAACGGACUGGUGACGUUCCAGUUGAGAGGUCUCGAAUUUCGAGGGACGUAUUGUCAGCAGAGAGAGGUGGAAGCAAUCUCGGAAGGCAUCGAAGACAACGACAAUUGCUGUUGCUGCGAAAUGGGUCACCUGUCGAACGUGCUUAGCGUAAACGCGGCGUUCAGCCAACGCUGGCUCGCCUGGGAGGUCGCGAGCGCGAAAUACGUGCUCGAGGGCUACUCGAUCUCCGACAACUCGGCGGGCUCUAUGCUGCAGGUGUUUGAGUUUCGCAAGGUACUGGUUACUUACUACGUCAAGAGCAUCGUCUUCUACGCCGUCAAGUCGACUAAGCUGAAGCAGUGGCUGGAGAACCCGGACAUCAUUGAGGCGCUGAAGCCAACGCUCGACAAGAACUUCGUCGAUCUCGAUCCCGUCUUCAACGUCAAGAUCGACGAGGACUUUGAUUUCCGUGCGAGCGGCAUCACGCGGGGCAACUUCUGCAAUGUUUAUCUCGACUGGAUACAAUAUUGCGCCGGUAAACAAGAUAAGUCGUUGGACAGAACGCGCGAUUCGUAUCUUGUGUCUCUGUGCCUCUCGUUGAGUCUGCUGGGAAGACGCGUGUUAGGCGCUGCAUCUCACAACACAUUGUCGAACGUUGAAUUCUUUCUUUAUGGACUGCACGCGUUAUUUAAAGGAGACUUCCGGAUAACAUCAGUUCGCGACGAAUGGGUGCUGCACGAUGUCGAUCUGCUGCGCAGCGUAGUCGCGAAAGGGAUAAGAAUGGCCUUAAAACUGCAUCAGGACCAUUUUAUGAGUCCAGAGCAGUACGUUGAAUCGGCGGCACUUUUCGAGGCCAUCGACAAUCACGAUCAGAACCUCGUCAUCAGUCAUGAGGCGGAUCCUCUUUGGAGAAAUGCCGUGCUGAGCGGUGCACCCAGUCUACUGGCGCUCAGACACGUACUUGACGACGGCAUAGACGAGUACAAGGUGAUAAUGCUCAACAAACGUUUCCUGAGCUUCCGAGUGAUCAAAAUGAAUCGCGAGUGCGUCCGCGGACUCUGGGCCGGCCAGCAGCAGGAGCUGGUGUAUCUGAGGAACAGAAAUCCGGAGCGCGGCUCAAUACAGAACGCCAAGCAGGCUCUCAGGAACAUAAUCAACAGUUCUUGCGACCAGCCGAUCGGAUAUCCGAUUUACGUCUCCCCUUUGACGACCAGCUACGCCGAAACUAACGAACACUUGUGCUCGAUAAUCGGGGGACCGUUAACUUUUGGCACCAUAAAGAGUACUGUGUUGAAAUUAUGGAGAAGGAUAAGAAGAAGAUGCGGUCAAGGUUGUUCUUCGGGUGGCACAGGCUCCCAAGACGACGGAGGCUUCGGAAAUGACGGAGUAUAUGCGAUGACCACGUACAACAUACACUCUGGAUAUGCUCAAUCGGGUCACAACACUUCCGGUUCUCAAUCGAUGGAGUCUGGCUGUCAAAUCGGCGGUUCGACUGGUCGGGGUUCCCUCGGUCGUGCGAAUACGGGUUCUCUCGGUGGUAACAGGGGCUCACUAGCUUCCGUCGGGAAGCCAACCAGCUCGACACUUGCCAGUUUAGCCGGACUGCUCAGUAGUAACGACAUCAAAAUGGAAACGAAAAGCGAAACGAGCUUCUCCAGCAAGCUAGAGAAAGAGGAAGUUUUUCAAAGGGUUCGCAUCAUGGACCCUAAUCAAGUGUAUGACGCCAUCAAUUUGGGCCGACGUAUAGACGUGAUUUGGCCUGACGAGAGGAUGCGACAGCAAGGCGGUCGUUCCGGCUGGCAACACUGGGUGCCGGAAAGAGGUAUGGAGGGUUGCGUGGUUCAUCGUUGGUCACCGAAUCACCGCGACCCCAAUAGACGCUCGCACGUCGACAAGGUCAUCCUGCUCGUGAAGAUCGAGGACAAGUACGUGCCGAUAGCUGAGCAGGGUGUACGGGACUUGGGGGCGGAGGUUUAGCACAAUGUCUCGGAAACAGACAACGCGAUAACGCACGGCCGACGUUUUUGUACGCUUUUCCUACCGAUCUGCAGACCGAGCGGGGCGGCUCGGCUCUCGCUCGAGACCGCCUGGUGCGCAACGAGACGCGAAAGCGUAGAAAUUAAUCCCUAAACGCGAACAAUUGGUAUCGCAUUGACGAUACCGAACGCUAGUUACCUACCUACUUCCACGAAGUCAAUACUCGCCAUUAGAUCGUAAAUCGAAGGACUCGGAUCAACGACACGCUCAAUCACGUGAGAUCCUUAACUUAUCUCGAUUGACAAGAUUCAUUGUGAUUACAGCCGCAGCCUUUUAACGUCCUCUUCUCUCCUUUCUUUUUUUCCAGGAUAGUCCGGGGAGUCUGCGAUAUUUUUCACUCGCUUCACUAUAGGAUCGAAACUCCCUCCGUGUUUUAGCAUGUUAUCAUCGUACACCCCUCCAAUUGCGUCUACAUUCUUUCGUUGAUAUUGUACUUAAGAAUAAGAAGUUUCGCAGAUUCAAUGAUACUCUUCGUCGAAUUUAACGUACCGCUGUUUCCACCUUGAUCGUCGUUGAAACGCUAAAGUUUCGCUCAUCGGACAUUGCGAUGCGAAAAAUAGAUAUGUUGAAGAAUUGUAGAUUGUAUAGAGAGAGAAAGAGAGAUGGGAGACAAAGACAGAUAUAUACACACACAUACACACAGGGUGUC
Messenger RNA from Vollenhovia emeryi, 7966 nucleotides. It is a transcript of the gene pcx, whose product is annotated as pecanex-like protein 1. The transcript has 16 exons. Gene Ontology annotation, biological process: endoplasmic reticulum organization. Bases 280 to 7257 code for a protein of 2325 amino acids. Lineage: Eukaryota; Metazoa; Arthropoda; Insecta; Hymenoptera; Formicidae. Gene Ontology annotation, cellular component: endoplasmic reticulum; membrane. The record is from RefSeq and is a predicted model, not a curated record.